GUCAGAGUUCUCUCUUUUGGUCCUGCCUACCCCAAAUUUAAGCGUCCAAACUGGUGUUUUUGUGCCCUUUUGUGCGUCAUCCCUCCCUCCCACACAUGUGCACGUCUCUGGUUGUGUGUUUCUUAUCUUCCCUCUGACUUGUGUGUGACCUCUGACCUCUUGAUUUGUGUUGUGUUGUGUGUCAGGGCGAGGAUCAGCCACAGCGGCUCGGUGAAGCUCAGCAUUUACAUGACGGUCUACACCAUCACAUAUGUCAUUCUCUUCAUCUACGAGGCAGAGUUCUUUGACCCAGGUGAAGUGCUGUACGCCUACGACAGCCCCGCAGGUUACGGACUGAUGGGCCUGCAGCUGCUGGCCUACGUGUGGUUCUGCUACGCCGUGCUGGUCUCCCUGAAACACUAUCCAGAGAAACAGCCCUUCUACGUCCCUUUCUUCACCACGUAUACACUAUGGUUCUUCGCGGUGCCUGUUAUGGCUCUGAUCGCCAACUACGGGAUUCCUCGCUGGGCCCGGGAGAAGAUCGUCAAUGGGAUUCAGCUCGGCAUCCACCUCUACGCCCACAUCGUCUUCCUAGUUAUCACAAGGCCCUCGGCAGCCAAUAAGAACUUCCCGUAUCAUGUUCGAACAUCUCAGAUCGGGAUCCUGUUGUCCAGUCCUAAGGGUGGUGAGGGGGCAGAGAGUUUCCCCCAUCAUGCUUAUGGAAACAGCUCCUUCCUGGGAGAUUCACAACCAAACUUCACUGAACUCUUCUCCAUCCAAUCA
Molecule: messenger RNA, 762 nt
Organism: Solea senegalensis (Senegalese sole)
Lineage: Eukaryota; Metazoa; Chordata; Actinopteri; Pleuronectiformes; Soleidae
Product: transmembrane protein 145-like
Exons: 4
Biological process (GO): response to pheromone; G protein-coupled receptor signaling pathway
Source: RefSeq, a predicted model, not a curated record